Molecule: messenger RNA, 3474 nt
Organism: Cucumis sativus (cucumber)
Lineage: Eukaryota; Viridiplantae; Streptophyta; Magnoliopsida; Cucurbitales; Cucurbitaceae
Exons: 9
Coding region: 329-3025 (898 amino acids)
Source: RefSeq, a predicted model, not a curated record
UGUUAAUCACUUUCGGAUCCGCCCCCAUCAUCACCUGCUUCAGAGAGACUCCUCUUUUUUGCAAAUUCAUCGGUUUCAUCCAUCCCUCCGCCCGCCCUUCAUCGCUUCUUUUCCCUCCUUUCUCCAAUCGCUUCUCACCGGAUCAUAUAAAUUUCCCACUCCAGAUCACCAUCUUCACUUCCAAACUUAUAUUUCCCCCUCUUUAAUUCUCUCUAAUACAAUGGUUGCACCGUCGAUUUCUUCAGCGGCGGCCUUUCAAACCGUCCCCUCUCAUCGCCCCUGACCAAAUUCACGUUUCCUAUAUCGUCGCUGAAGCUUCAGUUCUUUCAUGGGCGAUCUUCGGUCUUGGUCGCUUGAACAAAACGGCGCCGUAGCAGAAGACAAGCCGUCCUCCUCCUCCUUUUCAUCCUUUUCAUCGUUGUUACCCUCAAAUCCCACGCCCAUAGGUGUCGAUUACUGGCGGCGAGCCGAGGAAGCCACGCAGGCUAUAAUCUCCCAGGUUCAACCUACUGUCGUUUCGGAAAGGAGAAGGAAAGCGGUUAUAGAUUACGUGCAAAGACUUAUUAGAGGCCGUCUUCGAUGCGAGGUUUUUCCAUUUGGAUCAGUGCCAUUAAAGACCUAUUUGCCUGAUGGAGAUAUUGAUUUAACUGCCCUCGGUGGUUCAAAUGUUGAGGAAGCUUUGGCCAGUGAUGUAUGCUCAGUCCUCAAUAGUGAAGAUCAGAAUGGGGCAGCCGAGUUUGUUGUAAAGGAUGUGCAAUUAAUUCGAGCCGAGGUUAAGCUUGUAAAAUGCCUUGUACAGAAUAUAGUUGUUGAUAUUUCCUUCAAUCAGUUGGGAGGGCUCUGCACAUUGUGCUUCCUUGAGAAGAUUGAUCGUCGCAUUGGGAAAGAUCAUCUAUUUAAGCGCAGCAUUAUACUUAUUAAAGCUUGGUGCUAUUAUGAGAGUCGCAUUCUUGGGGCUCAUCAUGGUUUGAUAUCAACAUACGCUUUGGAGACUUUAGUUCUAUAUAUUUUUCAUCUCUUCCACUCUGCCCUAAAUGGUCCUUUACAGGUGCUGUAUAAAUUUCUGGACUAUUUUAGCAAAUUUGAUUGGGAUAAUUAUUGCAUAAGCUUGAAUGGUCCAGUUCGGAUAUCCUCACUGCCGGAGCUUGUUGCUGAGACGCCUGACAAUGGUGGGGGUGAUUUGUUGCUCAGUACGGAUUUUCUUCAGAGCUGUUUAGAAACCUUCUCAGUGCCUGCAAGGGGGUACGAGGCCAACUCAAGGGCAUUUCCCAUAAAGCAUCUCAACAUCGUUGAUCCACUGAAAGAGAAUAACAACCUUGGUCGCAGUGUAAGCAAAGGAAACUUUUAUAGGAUAAGAAGUGCUUUCAGUUAUGGUGCUCGGAAACUAGGUUUCAUCCUUUCCCAUCCUGAAGAUAAUGUAGUGGAUGAAGUUCGUAAGUUCUUUUCUAAUACAUUGGAUAGGCACGGAGGUGGGCAGCGGCCUGAUGUUCAAGAUCCUGCUCCGGUAUCUGGUGGCUAUGAAUCUUGUGCAGCUUUACUAGUAUCUGGUACUGAGACACAAGAAGAAACAAAUAAUCGUGAUUCAGGUUCUGUAUGUGCUAGUGACACUAUUGGAGAUUGUAGCUGGAGUCAGGAGGUAUCAAUUCAUGGGGGAAAUGCCAAUGAUAAGGAAUUUGGUGAAUACGACCAUGUUGGUGGAAUUAUGAAUGAAUCAUCUCAAGGAAGACCACUAUCAGUUCCUUCUGGUGUUGAUGGUCUUGCAAAUGCCAUUGGUAUUUCAGAUUAUCGUCUCUCUGGUGAUGCAAAUGAUCUUGCUAGUCUGAGAAUUGAAGGUCUUUCUAUUUCACACGAUGCACAUAAGUCUUCCCCUUCAAGUUUUGAGGAGGGCAUAUCACCAUUGGGCCAUGAAUCACUUCGUCCUCAUCAUUAUUUUUCCAGACCAAUCACAGAAAACGGGGAACUAAUAGAUGAAAACACAAAUAAAUGCACUCCUGAGAACUCUUACCAGCAUUUGCAAUCACCUACUAAAGCAACAGGGUCGUCUGCAAAAGGUAAGCAAGAUGAGAACCACGUGAAUAAUGAUGAUGAAGUGGCAAACCAAUCUGAAACAAAACAAUCUUCUCCACCUUUACAUUCAGUUUCUUUGUCAUCUGAAGACUUCUAUCCUAGUUCUCGUGGUUAUCGGUUUCUGACUAGUAAUGUUGGACCUCCAGAAGCUUUCAAUGCUUUGUCAGAUCUUAAUGGUGACUAUGAAAGUCAUUGCAACAGUUUGCAAAUUGGCCGGUGGUACUAUGAAUAUGCCUUGAGUGCAGCAGCCCUUUCGCCUAUUCCUCCACCAUUGCCUUCACAAUAUCCAAACAAGAAUCCAUGGGAUAUAAUACGACGCUCAGUGCAGGUCAAACAGAAUGCAUUUGCCCAAAUAAACAGUAAUGGACUUCUUGCAAGACCAGCAUUCUAUCCCAUGCCAUCACCAAUAUUACCAGGGGGUGCAACAUUGGCCAUGGAAGAGAUGCCAAAACCACGAGGAACGGGGACAUACUUUCCCAACAUGAAUCAUUAUAGGGACAGACCAGCAUCGGCAAGGGGAAGGAACCAAGUGUCGGUGAGGUCGCCACGAAACAAUGGCCGAUCGCUGACCCCUUUGGAGACAACCGUGGCUGAGAAAAGUGGUCAAGACUUGUAUCAAGUACCAACUGUUAAUCAUGGUGGUGGUAUUGGUAUGUUGUCUUCCUCUAGUUCUCCUGUAAGGAAAGCUCACCAUAAUGGAAAUGGUGCAAUGCCUCGACCUGAUAGAGCUGUAGAAUUUGGGUCAUUUGGGCAUCUUCCAAUAGAGUCAUCGGUAGAUUGCAGCGGGGAACCAACUCCUGCAACUGCGCAUUUUCAAAACUCAUCAGCUUUGAAUGUUUCAAGCCCCAAGAUGCAGAAAGCCAAGCAAACGUUGAUCACAGAUCAAGACAGGCUCUCUGUUCAUAUGCAAUCAUAUGAGUUGAAAGAUGAAGAGGAUUUCCCACCCUUAUCCAACUGACACGAGUGGGAAUCAAAGUUUUAUUUAUUUGGUUAGUCAGUAUGAAACUGAGUAGGAAGAAACUGUAGUUGCUAACAAACUGGACAAAGCGUGACUCUUCCACAACGGUUUGCGAUCCCCCCAUCUCUGCAAUUUAGAUGUUACUGUUUUCUAUUUGUAGCUCAAAAAAGCAUUUUGUAAAUUCUACCAAUUUAUUUCGCUUUUCACCUCAAAUAUCUCGAUAGUUGUCGUGUUUUACACAAAAAGAGCCUUUUCUUUUUCCCUUUUUAAAACUAGGAUGUUUGUAACAAUGGUUGCUUCUUUUUCUUUUUCUUUUUUUUCCCUCCUGCCCUCCAUGUUUUUGCCCUUUCUUUUACGCCUUGUAGGUAAAACAUACGAGCACAGAAUAUAUUGUUGCCUAUGUUUGUUGUAAGUUAAAUGAAAAUGCUUCUUUUUGGAGCCAUCUCUAA